Messenger RNA from Mycotypha africana, 3201 nucleotides. RefSeq lists its product as uncharacterized. Bases 1 to 3201 code for a protein of 1066 amino acids. Gene Ontology annotation, biological process: protein phosphorylation. The transcript has 3 exons. NCBI's taxonomy places the organism in Eukaryota, Fungi, Mucoromycota, Mucoromycetes, Mucorales, Mycotyphaceae. The record is from RefSeq and is a predicted model, not a curated record. Gene Ontology annotation, molecular function: protein kinase activity; ATP binding.
AUGUCUUUUAGGGCCAAUGUAGAUUCUAAUAGUAGCAAUGAAGAUUCUAUUGAUUCUGACAAUAAAUUUUGGAGAAAACCAGUAACAGACGACGACGACGGCGACGACUUAGAGAAGGAAGUUGAAGAAGGGUCAUAUAUCAUGUUUGCAAAAAAUAAGAGAAAAGAUGUUAAGACGCACUCCCCUGGAUACCAAUAUACCCGUACCAACGACAGUAGCAACAGUAUCAGCAAUCAGCAACAACAACAACAACCACCACCUUUAGCUACAGCUACGUCAACGCAUAUUAUUGCCAAACCAGUCAUCAACAAUCAUCAAGAUAGAGAUAAUUCAACAAAACGAUAUCAAACAAAAAUGCUACUGGCCUCACUCAUUGAGCAUUUUUGUCGAAGCUAUGGCGAUACACCCGAUGCCAAUAGAAAAGUAUUCUUCUUAAUUUGUCAAACCUUACGUUCCUUAGGAAUUAUUGACGCUGAGUUUGUGGAUGAAAUGACAAGCGUUCGCUCGGCUUUUCAACAAGCUUUCAAUAAAUUAUUCUAUACCGCUGUUCAAACCGUCCGUAAUCAAGAUUUAUUAAGCUUUGAUGACAAUCCUUUACCAGCAAUGAGGAUUAAAUCGGCACCGGCCAAUGAAAACGCUGUAGAAAAAGGAGACAUAGAGGAGGAGUGCUCUUUUAGAAGCAGUAGCACUACUAGUGCUGAGCCUGGCAGUAGUGGUGACACUAGUAGUAAUAGUAGUAAUUACAACAGUCGAAGAACUUCUUUCAGAAACGAUGUGCCAGAUUAUUUUUCAGUACAAGCGACAUCAUCUGAAACUGCCAACGUGUCAUUACAUCAACAACAUAUGCAAUUACAAGAGCAUCUAUUAUCCUCUAGUUUUAGUAACUCUUACCCCUCAGUAGUCAGCAACAGUCAUAAAAUGCAUUCACCUAUUUCAACUAGUUUCCAAUCGUUUAUGAGCGGCUGCGGUGCUCAGCAUCAACAUCAACCGCAUGUGGAUUUCUUUUAUAAUUUAAGUGUACAAAAUUCACGAUACAAUAAUGAUUUCAUCGAAUUGAAUUUGAUUGGUAAAGGAGGUUUUGCAAGCGCUUACCGUGCACGUAAUAAAUUAGACGGUGUUGAUUACGCAAUAAAAAAAAUUCGGCUAGGUCGUGAUAUUGAAGAAAAGGCACAACAAUCCUCCAUGGAAGAUAACCCUUACGAAAAGAUAUUUCGAGAAAUAAAGAAUUUGGCGAGACUCGAACACAAUAACGUGAUUCGUUAUUAUUCUUCUUGGUUAGAAUACGACAUGAAUUCAGAGAUGGAUGACGACAAAGAAGUAGGCACCGAUGAGUCGGAUUGGGAAGAAGAUACAUCACAAUCAUACCAUAAACAUCAUUCGACAGCGGCAUCUUAUAUUGAAAGUGACGAAGAUGAAAGCUUCAUUUUCAGAGGAAGAGAUCCAACUUUCAGUAGCGACGAUCAUUCACAUUCAUUCUCCUUCUCUGCAGGUGCUGAUAUCUCUUUUGGCGGCGGUGAUGAAGUAAGUGGCAUGUCUCAGAUACAAUUUGGCGAGUCCAGUGACUAUUUCGCAAAUGAUACCACAAAUGCUAGCACAUCAUUAUCAAUGAAUAUACCCUACAAAAACACAAACUGUAAUAUACACCCAUCGCAACAAAAAGAACAUCGCAAAAAACCAACAAAAAACAGUAACAGCAACAGUAACAAAAAUACAAAGACAAAAAAUAGCAGUAAUGAUAGUACAGGCUGGACUUUGUUUAUUCAAAUGCAAUUAUGCCCAACAACUCUUCACGAUUAUAUUCGUUUUCGUAAUAAACAAUAUGCAGAAGAUGGUGACUUGAGCGUGGUAGACAGUAGACGCAAUAUUGAAAUUUUCGCACAAAUAUUAGAAGGAACUGCUUAUAUCCAUGAUCAAGGCUUGAUUCACAGAGAUUUGAAGCCAAGCAAUAUUUUCCUAACCCUUCCUUCUGGCUCAACCUAUGUGAACGACGUGGAUGGAAAAAGGCGUCGACGAGUGAGUAAUGUAGGCCUGUCACAGCAAACCAACAAUCCGACGCCAACUGCUUCUAUGACCUUGGGAUCUGCUGCUUCUCCCAAUCCCAACAGCGCCCUUUUAGCGGUCUUUGAUAACAACAAUAGCAACAACAGCAUUUUUACUAUGUGGAAUGAAUCCUUGGUACCGAAGAUCGGUGAUUUCGGUUUAGCGGCUGAAGCGAUACAUGAAGAAGGUAGUGGCGAUACCGUUCUUGUUCCUACUCCUAUCUCUUCAACACCUCCGAGCCCUAAAAUAUCCCCUAUCUCCACCUCUGCUGCAUCAAAUAGCUCUAACUCAACCCUUGCCGAAGUAGUCACUAGUCCGGGAAGUAUGACAAGUAUGAGUUUCAGCAAUACCAGCGGUGUCCAGGCUGAAAGUGCCACUACUUCAGCAGCGACUGUUCGCAUUAAGAACAAACCCAAACGACCCAAGGCGCAAAGAAUGCGUACUGUCGGUGUGGGUACUCGUACCUACGCUUCACCAGAACAACUUGCGGUUCCUGCUCAAGCCUACGAUGAAAAAGUUGACAUUUACUCCCUCGGCAUCAUCCUCUUUGAACUCUUUCAACCUUUCUCGACGGGCAUGGAGAGAGCAGAUACUAUUGAUAAACUCAAACGAGGCAUCUUCCCAGAGGGUUUCUUAGAAUUGUAUCCUAAAGUCAGCGCAUUAAUUCUGUGGAUGAUGGAUAAACGGCCCGACUACCGCCCAAGCGCCCAUCAACUUUUAGAAUUUGAGUUGUUCUCACAUCCCAGUGCACAAGAUGAUGGCGAUUUAUGCCUGACACUCAAAGCCCAACUUGAAUCCAGGGCCAAGCAGUUGGAGCGUAAGAAUAAAGAAAUUGAAGAAUUGAAGUCCAAGUUGAGGCAGGUCGAGUUGGAAAAGGAACAAACGGUGAGUAAGAUGCAAAGACAGUUGGACGAAAUGCAAGUCAAGUUAAGUUAUUAUCAGCAGCGGCAUUACGGUAAAAAUGAGAAGAUGGAAGGUUCACCAGUAAAGAACACUGCAGCAGGCGGAACGAUACCAUCUUCACCCACCCCUACUACCUCUAGUUCAACCGUUCAUCCAGUCGCUAUAAAUAAUACCCUUAGAAAAUCAUGUUUAAGUCCUUCCAAUUCGUUCUUAAGAAAGAAAAAAGAAGUAAGAUGGUCAGCUCUAGAUAUGAACUGA